Molecule: messenger RNA, 2167 nt
Organism: Glycine soja
Lineage: Eukaryota; Viridiplantae; Streptophyta; Magnoliopsida; Fabales; Fabaceae
Product: rust resistance kinase Lr10-like
Exons: 2
Coding region: 172-1968 (598 amino acids)
Biological process (GO): protein phosphorylation
Molecular function (GO): ATP binding; polysaccharide binding; protein kinase activity
Source: RefSeq, a predicted model, not a curated record
AACCACCACCUAAAUAGCAAGCGCAGCCAAAAUUGACCACAUAGCAAAGUACCCCCAUGCGGAAUCACAGUUUGCACUCACACCAGGCGGCUUUCAUCCUCGUAGUUCAACUGGCACACCCUUUAAAGAUAGGCCUGAGGCUGCAAAUUAAAGCAUUUACACAACCACACGAUGCUGAAUUUUCUUAAUUUUUCUCUUCUAUUGACGCUGUUGUUUCUUCUGUGGAAGCCUGCGAUAAGCAAAAACGGGUGCACGGAUAAGUGUGGACGCGUUCGCAUUCAAUUUCCAUUCUACCUCAGAAAUAAUAGCAAAUUGAAUCACACCACCACCGCCUAUUCUUCUGGGUUCGAUCUGCUAUGUACGGAUGCAGAUGAGACUGUGCUGGAGCUGCCUUCUGUUCCAAUAAAACUGUUUGUCAAAAGCAUAGAUUACAAGUUGCAGCAAAUCCAAAUCUACGACCCUCAAAAUUGCCUUCCCAGGGAACUCAUAAAACUCGGCAAUUCCUCUGUUGCUCCAUUUAAAUUCCAAUCAUUUGGUGGGAAUAAUGUUUCCUUCUUCCGCUGCAACUCAAUGUCAUCAUCAUGCCCAAUUUUGCAACUUGGAUAUGAAGGUGACUUUAUUGAUCCUGAAAUAAUAUCUUGCACCAAGGUGAGUGAUGUUUUCUCCGUCCAGUGGCAAGUGAAUAAUUACUUGGGGAACGCGGUGGUUAUGGAAUGGUCCAAGCCUGACUGCAGUACCUGUGAAGCACAAGGGCAUAAAUGUAAAUACAAGAAUGGUACUCAAGGUGAAACUGAAUGUUUCAUUUGCCCAACAAACAGGAUUUCAACAUCAAGUGUUGUUCUUAUUGCUGCAGGGGGAAUAGUUGGAAUGAUUCUUUUGCUGGUGGUGGUCAAGGCGUUGUUGCAUUUGUAUGACCAUUAUAUGACGAAAGGAGAAGACCGGGCUCGAAUGGAGAAAUUCUUGGAGGAUUAUAGGGCAAUGAAGCCUACUAGAUUCACUUAUGCUGAUAUUAAGAGAAUCACAAAUGGGUUUAGGGAAAGUUUAGGGGAAGGAGCUCAUGGAGCAGUCUUCAAAGGAAUGCUCUCCCGAGAAAUUCUCGUUGCCGUGAAGAUACUCAAUGACACAGUGGGAGAUGGAAAGGAUUUCAUAAACGAAGUGGGAACCAUGGGCAAAAUUCAUCAUGUUAACGUUGUUCGCUUGCUUGGAUUCUGUGCAGAUGGAUUCCACCGCGCUCUCGUCUAUGAUUUCUUCCCUAACGGAUCACUGCAGAGAUUCUUGGCUCCACCGGACAACAAGGAUGUUUUCCUUGGUUGGGAGAAGUUGCAACAAAUUGCUCUUGGUGUUGCCAAAGGGGUUGAGUAUCUCCACCUUGGCUGUGAUCAAAGAAUACUUCACUUUGACAUCAAUCCUCACAAUAUUUUAAUAGAUGACCAUUUUGUUCCAAAAAUCACUGAUUUUGGACUUGCCAAGUUGUGUCCCAAAAAUCAAAGUACAGUUUCUAUAACUGCUGCUAGGGGAACCUUAGGCUACAUUGCUCCUGAAGUUUUCUCAAGAAACUUUGGUAAUGUUUCUUAUAAGUCUGACAUUUAUAGUUAUGGAAUGUUGCUCUUAGAGAUGGUGGGAGGAAGAAAGAAUACAAAUAUGUCAGCAGAGGAAAGUUUCCAAGUUUUGUACCCUGAAUGGAUCCAUAAUUUGCUCAAAAGCAGAGACGUGCAAGUUACUAUUGAGGAUGAGGGAGAUGUUAGAAUUGCCAAGAAACUUGCCAUUGUAGGACUUUGGUGCAUUGAGUGGAACCCAAUAGACCGUCCAUCCAUGAAAACUGUGAUACAAAUGCUUGAAGGAGAUGGAGACAAGUUAAUUGCACCACCUACUCCUUUUGACAAGACCAGCUCUUCUAGAACAAGUGUAGUUGCUCCAACAAGACGCCAGAAUUUUGAGUUGGAAAUUAUUAAUGAAAUAGAAGAAUAAAUAAAGUCUCGUUUAGGUUUUCAUCAAAUGUAAUCUGUACUUUAUAGAAAUUGUAACACAUAAGUCUAUUACCCUUAUCUUGUUAUUAAUUUGCUUGCUUAUUGUUUUACAUUUUGCUUCAACGAUUAUACUUAUGGAAUUUUAGCUUUGAGUACUUGUCCGAAUAGGACAUGCUCUAAUGGUGCGAUGCUUUUUAUUU